Molecule: messenger RNA, 1223 nt
Organism: Centropristis striata (black sea bass)
Lineage: Eukaryota; Metazoa; Chordata; Actinopteri; Perciformes; Serranidae
Gene: hmgb1b
Product: high mobility group box 1b
Exons: 5
Coding region: 170-772 (200 amino acids)
Biological process (GO): regulation of transcription by RNA polymerase II
Cellular component (GO): nucleus
Molecular function (GO): DNA binding, bending
Source: RefSeq, a predicted model, not a curated record
CCAAGGAAUCGACGACAGCCAAUGUCCGACAGCCGGAGCCCGACACACACAGACACAGAGGCUCCUCACUCAUCCCACAGACCGCCGCGGACUGCCCGUGUUUCUCCUUCCAUUGUUUGAGACGUACCGACGUAAAGCUGACCCCAUAGGCACUGUAUAGUGAUCCAAAAUGGUGAGGGAUUGUAGGAAGCCGAAGGGCAAAAUGUCCUCAUAUGCCUACUUUGUGCAAACAUGCCGAGAGGAGCAUAAGAAGAAACAUCCUGAAGCCUCUGUCAACUUCUCAGAGUUCUCCAAGAAAUGCUCUGAGCGAUGGAAGACGAUGUCACCGAAAGAGAAAGUCACUUUCGAAGAUAUGGCCAAACGAGACAAGGUGCGUUAUGAGGGGGAAAUGAAGAAUUACGAUCCCCCCAAGGGCCAGAAGAGAAAGCGCUUCAAGGACCCCAAUGCCCCCAAAAGACCACCGUCUGCAUUUUUCCUGUUCUGUGCAGACUAUCGCCCCAAGGUAAAAACUGAGACUCCUGGGCUCAGCAUUGGAGACACCGCGAAAAGGCUGGGAGAGAUGUGGAACAGCUCAUCUGCAGAGAACAAGCAGCCGUAUGAGAAGAAGGCUUCUAAGUUGAAGGAGAAAUAUGACAAGGAUGUCGUUGCUUACCGCACGAAGGGCACAGUUGAUUCAGCACCCGCUGCUGCUGCCGCAGCAGAUGAUGAUGAUGAUGACGAGGAAGAAGAGGAGGAGGAGGAAGACGAUGAUGAUGAGGAUGAUGAUGAAUAGGUUGCAUAGUGGUCGGACCUGAAUUUUUGUUUAUUAUGCCAUAUAACCCAAAUAUACUCAAUUUACCAUCUUGAAACAUAAGUCAGACUGAACAAGAAUAUGUGUAUAUUUAAUGUUUUUAAGGUGUACAGUGUUAUUCUCCUUUUUCUUUUCUAAAGUUAACACUACAUAUCUUAAGUUUGAGAUUUUCUAGUGGUAGUUCUUUAUCCCUUGCCAUAUUGAGUAACAAUUUAGGCGGAUUAGAAAUAAAUAUGAAGGUAACUAAUCUAGGUGUCACAACUCAAAAAUAAGAUUUUUGAGUUGGUAGUGUAUUUUUCUUUAUUUUGAGAAAUGUUUUUUUUAUGUGCUGUCCCGAUGUCUUUUUAUUGUUCUUUGAAUACCACUCUAAUAUCAAAUGCAGCUGUUGACAUUCACGAAUGUCAUCAAUAAAGGUCGUUUUUUUUUUAAACAA